Messenger RNA from Onychomys torridus (southern grasshopper mouse), 1477 nucleotides. RefSeq names its product inhibitor of growth family member 5 (gene Ing5). The transcript is spliced from 8 exons. Gene Ontology annotation, molecular function: chromatin binding. Gene Ontology annotation, biological process: positive regulation of DNA-templated transcription; positive regulation of apoptotic signaling pathway. Lineage: Eukaryota; Metazoa; Chordata; Mammalia; Rodentia; Cricetidae. Gene Ontology annotation, cellular component: nucleus. Bases 32 to 754 code for a protein of 240 amino acids. The record is from RefSeq and is a predicted model, not a curated record.
CGCGCAGACCCCGAGCGUGGCCGCAGCGAAGAUGGCGACUGCCAUGUACUUGGAGCACUAUCUGGACAGCAUUGAGAACCUUCCCUGUGAACUUCAAAGGAACUUCCAGCUGAUGCGAGAGCUAGACCAGAGAACGGAAGAUAAGAAAGCAGAGAUCGACAUCCUGGCUGCAGAAUACAUUUCCACGGUGAAGACUCUGUCUUCGGAGCAGCGUGUGGCCCAUCUGCAGAAGAUCCAGAGCGCCUACAGCAAGUGCAAGGAAUACAGCGAUGACAAGGUGCAGCUGGCCAUGCAGACCUACGAGAUGGUGGAUAAACACAUCCGAAGGCUCGAUGCCGACCUGGCACGCUUUGAGGCCGACCUGAAGGACAGAAUGGACGGAAGUGACUUGGAAAGCACUGGAUCACGAAGCUUGAAAAAAGGUCGGAGUCAGAAGGAAAAGAGAAGCUCCCGGGGCCGAGGCAGGAGGACAUCAGAAGAGGACACUCCAAAGAAAAAGAAGCAUAAAAGCGGGUCCGAGUUUACUGACAGCAUCCUAUCUGUGCACCCCUCUGAUGUGCUGGACAUGCCUGUGGACCCUAAUGAGCCUACCUACUGCCUGUGCCACCAGGUGUCCUACGGGGAGAUGAUCGGCUGUGACAAUCCAGAUUGUCCAAUUGAGUGGUUUCACUUUGCCUGCGUGGAUCUCACUACAAAGCCCAAAGGAAAGUGGUUCUGUCCACGAUGUGUUCAGGAAAAGAGGAAGAAGAAGUAACGGAGAGGCUGUUGUGCCAGACUGCAGAGCAAGCUAAUAUAUUUCUUCACUCAUGUUGCAAUAUUAUCUUUCAUUUUAAAACUACCUUAUUUCAACUGAUAUUUAAUAAUUCAGUGGCCAGUUAUGAUUUCGGAUGUUUCCCAAACUAAGAAGCCACUGCACCAUUUGCACAGGACAGUCUCGCGGGGACUUGCCACAGUGACUUCACAUGCAGGCGCCCCGCUCCUGCAGCUCCCCAGCACUGAGCAUGGAAACAUUGCCUGUGGUGAGUGUCAGUCUGGGCUGUAGGCAAAGUGCUGCGUGGUGCAGGUGGACACAUUUUAACCUGGUGUCCUGCCGCUGUUUGGGAGCUAGAGGGUCAGCCUUGAGGGUCCAUGUUUUCCUGGACUGUCUUGCAUCACCCUGGAAGCCCAGCUGUUGCUCUGUGAGCAAAGUAUUGUCAGGCGCUGUCCCAUGCUGUGCUCUGACCCUGACCGAAGACCAGGGACUCCUGGCCAACAUACCUCUGAUGUGUCUGGAAGGGACUGGGGCUCUUCCCUGGUGGAAGCACCCUGUUUCAUUGUGCACCACCUUUUCAGUGUGAACUUCCAGCCCUCCCUGGAGAUUAAGCUUCCAUUAGCCUCGGACUGUCAGUUAUAACAACCAGCACCGCCCAACUGCGGAUAAACAGCCAGGCUGAGCUUCCACCUCUCUGGGAAUGCCUAACUUUUUUUUUUUUUUUUU